AUGAGUACGGAUAUUCAUAUGGAGGAACUUGAGUACGAAGAGCUGCCCAAGUACACGCCUUUGCCUAUUUCCAUGGCAGCUGGUGCAAUUGCUGGUAUCAUGGAGCACACCAUCAUGUAUCCAGUCGACGCCAUCAAGACCCGCAUGCAGGUUGCGGGAUCGGGAAAUCUUUAUCGCGGUGUCAUUUCGUCAAUUUCUGCGGUUUCUGCGGCAGAGGGUGCUUCUGCCCUUUGGCGUGGUAUGCUCUCAAUGAUUGUGGGUGCCGGCCCCGCCCACGCCCUGCAUUUUGCCGUGUACGAGGCCACCAUCUCCAUGCUGGCCAAGGACGGGCACGCCGGCUAUCACCCCGCGGUUUCCGCCACGGCCGGUUUACUGGCCGACGUUACGAGUAAUGCUAUUAUGAACCCCUUUGAUGUCAUCAAACAACACAUGCAAGUUAAUGGUGGUAGCAAUUCCCUAAUUCGAACGGCUACUCAGAUCGCCCGCACCGAGGGCUUUGGUGCGUUCUAUGUUUCCUACCCCACAACUUUGCUCAUGAGUGUUCCCUUCAGCGUAGUCAAUUUCACUGUGUACGACACCGUGAGUCAGUUCUGCAACCCGCAGCGGCGCCACGAUCCGCUCAUCCACUGCCUGGCCGGUGGAGCAAGCGGUGCUGCCGCAGCAGCGGUGUCCACUCCCUUUGACGUGAUCAAAACGCUUUUGCAGACCCGCGGCGUCACCGAGGUCGAGGAGGCUCGCCAGCUCAAGGGCAUCCGCGACACCGCCUCCUACAUCUGGCGCACCCAGGGCUGGCAGGGCUUUUUCCGGGGCGUCCGCCCCCGCAUCGUAGCCAACAUGCCCUCCACGGCUAUUUGCUGGACAGUUUACGAAAUGGCAAAGUACUAUAUUUCGCUUUCGGGUAUCGCUAAUUAA
Wickerhamiella sorbophila is the source of this 912-nucleotide messenger RNA. RefSeq names its product Mitochondrial RNA-splicing protein MRS3. Gene Ontology annotation, molecular function: ferrous iron transmembrane transporter activity. NCBI's taxonomy places the organism in Eukaryota, Fungi, Ascomycota, Dipodascomycetes, Dipodascales, Trichomonascaceae. The transcript has a single exon. Bases 1 to 912 code for a protein of 303 amino acids. Gene Ontology annotation, cellular component: mitochondrial membrane. The record is from RefSeq and is a predicted model, not a curated record. Gene Ontology annotation, biological process: iron import into the mitochondrion.